CGGGCCCACAUCGAAUCCUCGGCCUCCUCCCUCGUCCGGUCCCACCUCCACUCCGUCCCCUACUCCGUCGUCGACGACAUCAUCCGCGAGGAUUUCCGCCUCCAGAGCUCCAGCUCCGCGCCCGGAUUCUAUAUCUACUUGCUUAACCUGGAUACUCAGUCGAAGCCCUACGCCUACUCCUACGAAGGCCGGGAUGCUUCGCCCCAUUACUCCAAGUGUCUGGGGAGCAUUUGGACCGGGGAGGAGAGGUACAUUUGGAUCGACCUCGCUGCGGGGCCCGUUGACUAUGGGCCCGGGUUGUCGGGGGAUGGCGUGCUGCCCCGAGGUGAGUUCCAUCCUCUAGCCGCACUCCAUAGGAAAUCAAGGUCAGAAAAGGCUUUGCUUGCUGAUUUAGCUUCUUUGGUUUUGAGUGCUUAUCGGGCUUUGCUUGUUCCUUCAUUGAGAACCCCUGUGCAUUUCGAGAACUCGUUGCUUAUUGAGCUUAUUCAUAUUCAUGGGUUGGAAGCCAAGGAUUCGAAAGUAGGGCUUGACUGGGGGUUCAUUGAGAAGACCAUUAAGGGGAAUGAGUUAUCUUUUAAGGAUCAAGAGUUGAAAGUUAGGAGCUUUAGUGUGAAUUUCCAUGAAUGUGCAAUUUGUUCAUAUGCAAUUGCCAAGUCCAUGAACUCUUUUACAUCAAGGUUCUUGUUUGAGAAUUAUACAUUGAUCGUGAGCGAGUAUUUGGAUUCGAAACAGCUGCAUCAUAUUCUUUCGGACUCGGUGGAUGAGAUUCGUAGGGUUGCAGGGAUUGGUGAUGAGGAGUUUGGUAGAGUGCUUCCAGUGUAUGUGUUUGAUUUGGAUCAUGAAAAGCUUCUUAUGCUCGAUAGGUAUCAUCAAGCGGUUGCUUUUACGGACAUGGUGAUCGCUGUUAGAACUAGGGUUUCACAGACGGUCAGUGAUUAUAGCUGCAAUGGACGACAUGUGAUUACUCAAACCCGGAAUCUUGAUCGUCCAAUUAUUGGUUCAAUCCUUCAGAGUAUGUGGGGUGUGUCGCCGACUCACCUUUCUUGGAGCCCACAGCAUAAUAGUACUUUGGUUGACUACACUUGGAGCGUAGGGCAAACCCCUUUUGGACCAUUUUCUGAGUCUUCAUCCCUUUCAUUUGUUCAGAGAGAUGCGGCUCGAAGGAAUGUUUUGCUUACUUCUUUGAAUUAUACAAUUUUAAGCACCGCUGAUAUAUUAGAAUCCAUGGCCCAACAUGGAGGGGAUAGAAAGCUUCUUCAGAAGAAUCGGCACGUGGAAUUUGUGCAGAGGUGGAAUCUGUUGAAAUUUAAGUUGGAGAAGGUGGUAUCAGCGAUGUCCCAUUUGGAUUACGAGAAGGCGAUGUUUUACUUGAGGUCUUCGGAUCAUGAUCUUUAUGCUCUUCAUACCUUGGUUUAUGAGGCUACUCAGAAUUUGGAGGCGUCCCUGAUUUGUUUCAAGGACCCACCUUUCCCAUGGGCAUCGGUUUCUUUAACUGCGGUUUUUGUGUUUGGUUUCAUCUAUAUUUAUGCAAAGAAAGAUAGGAUUUUCAAAAGCAAAAGGAAGAGGUUUUGAUUCCCCUUGAGAUUGUGAAGUGCGUUUUCCUCUAAUGAAAGAUUUUUCAAACUCGGAAGAUGCAAGUUUCAGUCCGAGAUGGGAGCUUAAGUUUAUAUCUGCUUUUGUUAGACGUGUGGAAAUGAACUUAUUUAUUAUUGGGUGCAGUUGGCUUUCUUUUUUAUACCAUAGGAACUGCUCACUUUUGCCCAACUUUUUGCCCAACUAGGCAGCUUGAGAUGUAUUUGAAAAUACUUGAAUUUACACAAAAAAUACUGUCUGUAUGGAAUAAUCCGACUCUCCUUUGUCUUGA
Messenger RNA from Asparagus officinalis (garden asparagus), 1864 nucleotides. RefSeq lists its product as uncharacterized. The annotation marks the transcript as partial. The record is from RefSeq and is a predicted model, not a curated record. The transcript has a single exon. NCBI's taxonomy places the organism in Eukaryota, Viridiplantae, Streptophyta, Magnoliopsida, Asparagales, Asparagaceae.